Messenger RNA from Cryptomeria japonica (Japanese cedar), 3234 nucleotides. RefSeq lists its product as uncharacterized. Lineage: Eukaryota; Viridiplantae; Streptophyta; Pinopsida; Cupressales; Cupressaceae. The transcript is spliced from 7 exons. The record is from RefSeq and is a predicted model, not a curated record. The coding region runs from base 60 to 3188 and encodes 1042 amino acids. Gene Ontology annotation, biological process: defense response.
ACAUAGAGGAGGUGAAUUAUUAUCUGGGGAUAAAUUUGGGAAAAAACAGCUGCAUACUUAUGAGCGCGAGAAGCCAAGAUGUUCUAGUAAAGAAAUUCAAUAUUGACUCGCAGUUAUGCAUGCGCGUCCCAAGUCUUAACAAGGAUGAGGCCAUAGGCAUAUUGUUGGAAAGCAUAUCCUUAGAAGAGUCAGGGUUGGGGACAGAGGAGAAAAGUUUUGCUUUGAUGUGCGCAAACAAAUGCUUCUUCAAAGAGAUCGGUUGUGACACAGGAGCAUUUCAUCCGUUAGCUUUAAAAGCUUUUGGCGGCCACCUCAACAGUAAAUACGGUCCGACUUUGUCAAAAUGGGUUGCUGAGAUAGAUGAUUUUGAUGACGUGUUCGCUGUGCUGGGCAAAGCUUUUCAUGACAUGGAUCCGAAAUACCGCACCGUAUUCAUGCUUCUAACUAUAUACACCCUACCUGAUAUGUCUACCCACAAAGUUACUGAGUGGCUAGCAAUAAUUUGCAACGAAGAGAUGGAGUACAUUGAGAAAGCCGUUAAUGAUCUAAGGAAGAUGGCUUUUAUUGAAAAUUUUGAACCUGAAAUUCGCAUACACGAACUCUAUAUUGAGUUCGCUCAUGACAAAGUAAAAAGGAUGGGGAGAUGGCUGUGGUGGAAGGGCGACGAAAGUAGUACACGUGGGUUAAUUUCACAAGAUCAAGCAGGAUUUGAAUUGGUUAAGUUGGAACAUUCAAUGUAUCGAAGUCCGUCACAGAUUGCCACCAAAUAUCUAAAAAAUCUAUUGGUGCUUCAGCUUGUAGGUGUGCGGAAUAUAAGAACUCUUGAUUUCAGCCGGAUGGACAGUCUCAGAAGUAUCACAUUACACUACUGCAAAGAUCUGGUAGCAUUUAGCGGAAUGGAAAAUUUGCCAUACCUGGCGUGGCUUCAGAUAAGAGGAGUAAAUCCAGUGUUAAAACUUCCCGACCUAAGUAGCCUCCGUGCUUUACAACAUCUUGACAUACACAUACCAGUCAGCCACGAGCUUGGUCAUAUUGCAGAUCUUACUCCUUGCGUUUUUCUGAGAGAAAUUAAGGUUUUCUAUCCAUCCCUCGUGGAGUUUCCGAGGUUAAAUGGUCUACCGUAUUUGGAGAAGGUGGAGUUUCGUAUGUGUUGUAGAGUGAUGAAGCCCCUCGAUUGUGAAAACUGCGUAAUGCUUGGAACAGUUGUUCUCGAUGGUUGCUGCGAGAUGGCUGGCUCACCACUCCUCGCUGGAUGUAGAAAACUAUACAAAAUUGUUUUGUCGGAAUGUAAUGCAGUUACGACAUGUCCAGAUGUAGAUGCAGAGUCUUCUGACGGCCUGGAAAAUCUUCAACUAUGGGAUAUGGGGGAACUAAAGGAGAUUCCAAGUUUCAGUAGUUUAUCAAAUUUGACUGUGCUCAAAAUUGGCAAGUGUGGUAUACGGGAGCCACCGGACCUUACGUGUUGUGCAAUGUUGGAGGAUGUUUACUUUUUCACACUAAAAAGUUUAGAAAGGUUUCCAAACUUCUCAUCACUUACGAAACUGAAGAAAUUAAGUUUAUGUAAUUGCAUUAAUGUUCAAGAUCCUCCCGAUAUCAUGGGAUGCCAUCAAUUACAGGUGUUUCAUCUGCUCUACAAUGAUAAUAUGAAAGGACUUUCAAACAUGGAUUUGUGCAAACAAUUAGAGGAAAUCAAAGUGAGUUGGCAUUGUAAGGAUCAGGUCAUUUACCAGGGAAUUGAUCCGGAGAGUUGUCAGGGCGAUGACAAUCUUGAUUCUUGUCUUGAUUACUGGGAAGACGUGAUCCUGGAAAACUUAAAUGAUAUAUUUUUCCCAGUUGAGUUGAAGGAGUGGCAGAGGAUGCAGGCUAAGACAAUGCUGGUGAAGAAGUUUUUCCGUGGAGCGAAGCUCUAUUAUUUUGUCACAGCUCCAUAUGAGUCGUGUAAAACCUUGAAGGGUUACAGCCAAAAUUCUAUUACUCUCAGAUUGGUAGGUAACAAAGUGAUGGCCUUCCCGAUGGGAGAAGGUGUUACUAAACAUUGUGAUUGGCUGACUAAAGUGCGAGGAUAUUUUGCUGCAAAGAAGUUUUUUGCUCGUGCAAGUGCGGGAUGUGAGAAUGUGGAAGGCAAUUCUUGUUUCCCAAGGUAUCGUGUCCCAGCCAUGCAAGGAGAAACACGCAUGUGCCAGGCGGUUGCAGGUUUCUUCAACAAGGUUAAACAGAACGAAAAAGGAAUCCGCGUUGCAGGAUUAUAUGGAAUGUCGGGCCAGGGGAAAACUACACUUGUCAAGGCUUUCUGCAAUGUUAAACUGGGGGAUUUUGGUGGCAGAGUAUGCUAUCUGGAUUUUUCUAGAGGCAAUAAAUUGGACCGGCAAAAGCUUGUCCUGAAAUAUCUUGGUGAUUGCCGGGAGUCGCAAGUCGAAUGGGUAACAAACGAAGACGAGGCACAUUAUUUCUUCAAGACAGUAGUGGAGGGCCAAAAGGUAUUGUUGGUUCUGGACCAUAUGACACAGGCUAGCAUAGACGAAAGGAAAUAUUAUAGUGGGGUACAGUUGGGGGAAGACAGUUGCAUCCUUUUGACUGGACCAUCCGAAGGUUUUCUAAAAAGUUUGUGGAAUUUCAAUAUAGAUGAGCAAUCAUGCAUGCACGUCCCGAUCCUUACAAAGGACGAGGCCAUAGCCAUCUUGAUAGAAGGGACGUCUCUAAAGGAGUUACCAUUGAGGGUAGAGCACAGGAGUUUCGCUUUGAACUGGGCAAACAGGUGUUCAUACAAAAACGACAGAGGUUCUAGAACAUUUCAUCCUUUAGCUUUGAAAGCUUAUGGUCGACACUUCUUCAGUAAACAGUAUCACGAUCGGUCAACAUGGGUUGCUGCUUUCGAAGAGAGAAAUAAUAAUGCGUUGGAUGACGUCGUUGCUGGGCUGGGAAAAGCAUUUGAUGACAUGGAUCCCAAACACCGCACCAUAUUCCGCCAUCUUGUUUUAUCUAGGACGACCAAUACGUCUUCUGAGGUCGUUAAGUGCUUAGCUCAAGAAAUGAACUUAGAGAUCAAGUAUACCAAUCAAGCGGUUGAGGAUCUAUGUAAGAAUGGUUUUAUUGAAGAAAUUGAACCUCGAAUUCGCAUACACUUCCUCGUCAACAGUUUUAUUACCCAAAAAAAUAUCACCGCCGUGGAAACGGGCCUCCAAAGGUGAAAUUGCCCUCCUUAAAGCUGGCCGCCCCUGCCUUAGUGAUGGAGAU